AAGUGAUUUUUUUUAUGCGAAGCAAAAUCUAAUUGGAAUUAAAUAAUAUAUAAAGUGAAAUGGCAUACAAAACUAAAUAAAUAUAAAACCGCGCGUCGGUCGACCCUCAAAAAGGAUCUGCAUAUGCAGCCCAGGGCGACGCAACGCAUAACAAACGCACUUGCAUAAAAGCUCAAAUCGAAGCCGUACUCAAAGCUUUCGCUCUCAGUGAAACAACCCAGCGACGUAGCAGCAGCAGCAGCAGCAGCAACAACGUAACAAGAAUAUAGAAAUAUAAAGGUGUGAGAGUAGCUAGUGUGCUGCAGCGGCUGCUGCUGGCGUCGCUGCUGCUGCAAUGAGCGUCUUUGAUGACUUUCAACGCUUGUGGAUGCAGCGCUUUCCACAAAGCUCACUCUCCGACGCCUGGGAGCAGGAUGUGCGCGCCAGUCUCGAGCGACAUAAGCUCAAAAUUGGUGAAUUGAGUAAAGAGCUCGAACAGGAGACAUUGUAUGUUGAAUAUCUGGAACGUUUGCUAUCCGAUGUGGAGAAAUAUCGCGAAUCUGGCGGCGAUCCGACAACACUGUUCGAGGCAGCCACCAACAGUCCGGCAGCAUCCCAUCAUGCAACACAGCAACAACAAUCGCCCACCACCAGCAGCAGCAGCUGCGUCGCUGCCAAUGGUUCAACUGGUGCGACGUCGACUGCGAAUGCUGGCGUCGUCGACAAAGACUUUAAAUCUAGUUUGAAUCUGCGUGAGGCAUCAUCUGCGUCAUCAGCCAGCAGCAAGGACAAGGACAGGCUGUCCCUCAGCACCGACAACAAAUACACACACACACAGAAUGACAGUGGUGGUGUUGGUGGUGGUGGUGGGUUGAGCUCAGCGCCACCCACUGGGAAACGUAGCAUAACGGAGCACAGCUUCGAGCGUGAGGAUAAAAAAGACAGUGGCAAUGAGAAGGACUCAAAUGGAGCGCUUCAGCAGUGCAUCACUGAGCUGGCGGCCUCCAUUGGCAGCGGUGCGCUCAAAUCGAAUAACGAGCAACGACAAACGCCAGCAACAAACAACAACAAUGAUAGCCACACCAGCAGUAGCAGCAGCAGCAAUAAGCUGCAACAGCAGCAACAGGAAACGUUGGGCAGUGCUACCGGGGGGGAGGCCGCAAUGGUGGAUGCUGGCUCAAAGGAGCAAUCGAAACAGCUGCGCAAGUCGACAUCGCACUUUGUUACCGUCAUCGAGGUCAAAGAGGCCAAAGACAAAGACAUCGAUGAUGCAGCGACGUCAGCAACGUCGGCGACGGGGUUGAAUGACACGGCGACAGCAACAGCAACAAAUACAACAUCGACGUCGACGUCGACGCCUCCAUCGACAUUUGGACGCUACACGGAACGCAGCAAGGACGCAACGGCGCCCCCGCUAUCGCCAUCGAUGACAUCGCCCGCCAUGUCCGCCUCAUCGUAUGCCGCGCAUCUGGAGGCCAAAAAGAAAAUGCCACCCAGACCGCCGCCAAAGAAUAUAAGACGCGUGGAACCGCCCACCAUUCCCAGCCAACAGCAUCAGCUGUCGUCGUCGCCGAAGCGAGAGACACCCUAUGCGGGCAGCACAAUGCCCCUGCCGGGCAGUAGUUCCGGUUCGGGCGAUAGUCCGGCCAGUUCGCUGGAGCGCAACAUUAAGCCAUCGGAUAUACUGCGACAGAAGUCAUCGGAGAAUCUGGAAUCGAAGUAUGCCGCGAACAGAAAGACAACGCCAGAGCUAAGUAAGCUGGCCAAUACGCCCGAGCUAAUGGAGGAGCUGGGCCGUAAAAUGGUUGGCAAGACGGACAGUCUGGAGCAUGCAAAGCGCAAUGACGGCGGCGGCGGCGGUGGGACCACCAAUGGUGGCAGUCUCGGACGCACUGCAUCUACGCCGGGACGCACACUAACGCCAGCAGGACGUAACCAGGCAGUGGGUGGGGCAGCUGGAGCGGGAGCAGGCACUGUGGGCGCCUCACCCACUGGCAGCCUGAAUAAGGCGGCCAAACUGAACGCCGCCGACAGCAGCUCGACCUCGAGUCUAGAGAAAAAAUCGCGUACUUCAUUGCAGGCCAGCGACGCUGAAACGCCAGCGGCUGCCCAACGCAGCAUCGGCUCCAAGGAGUCCCUUGCAUCACAAGGCAUAUCGGAAGUUAUCAAGAGCUACGAGUCGGUGUCAUCGCUCAGCUCGGACAGCGCCAAGGCGGCACAGCAGGCGGAUAAUGAGCCGUAUUAUGAUAGCGUGCCGCUGGACAAUGGCGAUGGAGAGUAUGUGUUCAUUAAGCCCGGCCGCACCGGCUCCUCGUCCAGUCGCGAUGAUCUGUCCACGCCGGGCAGCACGCUGCCCAUGGCCCAAUUAAGCAGUCAGGCGAGCGUAACGGAUCCCGAAUCUCCAGGCCGUACCUCCAACUAUGUGAACAUUGAUUAUUUUCUUCAGAGCAAUGAGACGCGCUCGAGUUCACUGGACAGCGAUGGCGAAUACGAGGGUCCGCCAAUAUUGCGCACCAUUUCACAUGAUGAACAGCAAUCAACAUCCACAUCACAGACGCCAGGCGUAUUACGCAAGAACUUAGUUUCAGCGAUACUCGUCUCUGGCAAUGCGCGCGGUGCCAAAAUACGUUCCAUUCUGAGCUCAAUAAUACACAGCGAGACUAUCUACGUGGAAUGCCUCAAUAAAAUGUUACAGUACAAGCGCGCUAUUCAUGCAACGCUGGGCACAUCACAGCCUGUGAUCAAGGAGGAGGAGGAGAAUACGAUUUUCUUCAAGAUCGAUGAGCUGCACGAGGUGCACACCAGUUUUCUGGGUGAUCUGAAGACAAUUGUGUCGCACGAGGGCGGCGAUGUGCUGAUUGGGGAGCCGUUCAAGCGAUUGGCAGACAUGUUUGAUCUGUACAGCGCCUUUCUGCACAACUACGGCCAGGCAAUCGAUACGGUGAAAAAGUGCAGUGCGAAUAAUCCGCAAUUCAAGAAGAUCGUGUCGACAAUUGUGGUCAAUCUGCAAACGGAACAGUCGCUAACGCUGGAGGAUCUGCUGCACAAGCCGGUGGCGCGUGUGCAAAUCAAUGCUCUCGUAUUUAAUGAUCUGUUGCGUGAGACGCCACCAAAUCAUCCGGAUCAUCAGCCGUUGCGGCAGGCACAGAAGAUCAUACAAAUGUUCCUCAAUCAGUUCAAUGUGGUCAAUCAGCGAUUGCCGCAAGAGUCGAAUCGUAAUUUGCGCCGAAUGGUGCGCAACUCGUUCAUUGUGGAGCUGGUCGAUGGUCAUCGCAAGCUGCGCCAUUUGUUCCUCUUCAAUGAUGUGAUUGCGUGUGCCAAAUAUAAGGCCCUUGGGCGGGAUCGCAUCGAUUACGAGCUCAAAUGGUUCAUACCACUGAAGGAUGUCAAUGUCUUCGAAGAGUCCGAUACGAGUGCGGACCUCAAGGAAUCUAGUCCCGCGAAUAUAUCGCAAGUGAAGCGUAAUCUGCGCUCGGUGCGCGAUCAACUGAUACUCGAGGCAAACGGUGUACGCACCGGCGACAAGUAUCGUCGUAAGCUGGCCGAUCUGGAGUCACAGCUGGUGCUGGCCACGCCCAAUCUAGUACUGCGGCUCGGCAAUAAGGCCAACAAUAAGACCAUGACCUUUUUCCUCAGCUCCGAUUUUGAGCGCACACAAUGGAUGGACUCGAUUAUGUCGCUCAAGCAAAAAUGUAAUCUGCCUGGGGCGAAUACGAUCAACUCGCUGGAGGUCACCGCAUUCAUAGUGGCCAUGCAGAAGGGCAUGAAGACUGAAAUGGGCUCGUAUCUGAUGCGCAACACGAACGAUGAGAGUCUGCUCGUUGGGGAUCUGCAUGUUGGGGUGCAGGGAUUGCAGGGAUUAGAACAGCAGGCCGAUUUGUAUAUAUGCAUUGAGGUCGACUCGUAUGGCCAUUAUUUCCGCAAGGCCACCACCAAAAUGAUCUGUCGCAGCCAGUGCCCGCUGUGGAAUGAGAGUUUCAUGCUCGAACUGGAGGGCAGUCAAAAUGUUCGCAUUCUGCUGUACGAGGCCAAGGAACGACCGCUGUUGCGUGCCAAACACAUACUCAAACUGAGCCGCAGCUGGCUAACGGAAACAACACAAACGCGCAGCAUUAAGCUGAGCGAAACGCUCGAGCUGAGCGCCAGUUUCCGUUUUGUGCCUGGCGAGCUGUGUCGCGCCACUACCAAACCAGGCGCACUCUUUGGUGCCAAAAUGAGUCAAGUAUUAAAGCGCGAGAAACGCGACAUUCCGUUCAUUAUCAGUGCCUGCAUACGCGAAGUGGAGCGUCGUGGCAUGCUCGAGGUUGGCUGCUAUCGCGUCAGUGGCUCUGCCUCCGACCUGGCCAAGCUCAAAAAGGCAUUUGAAUCGGAUGCGUACGAGGCGGAGCAGCUGCUGCGCGAGGUGGAUAUUCAUUCGGUGACGGGCAUACUGAAGACAUUCUUGCGUGAGCUACCAGAGGCGCUCUUCUCGGAUCUGCUGUAUCCGCGCUUCUUUGAGACAUUCAGCGCAUUUAGCAACAACAAUGAAGCCACACGCAUCAACGAGUUGCUCAAGGUUUACGAGGAGCUGCCUCCGGCCAAUAAGGCCUCUAUCAAUAUGAUACUCGAUCAUCUAAUCAGAGUGCACGAAAAGGAGGGGGACAAUAAGAUGUCGCUGCACAAUCUGGCGAUGGUGUUUGGUCCCACACUCCUGCGACCGGGACAGACGCAGGUGAAGCAAAAGGAUCCACUUGCCGCCAGCACUGUCGACGUGAUGGCACAGGCGGGCAUACUUUAUUGUUUCCUGCAGGCGCGCAUCAAGAAGGAUUAAAAUGCUAGGCGUUUCUAUCUUCUUUUUUUUCCAACCAUACAAAUAUUUACAAAACAUCAAACAAAAACAAAAAAAAAGAACAACCAUAUAUAUAACUAUGGCCUAUGCUUGAAACGCUCCCGCACAAUCCCCAAAUCCAACGCACACAGCAACCAGAUACACAAACUUAAGAGCUACGGGCGAUUUGUUAGCUGAUACUAAUUAACUGAACAAAGUGCUCAAUUGCGGGCCAAACAAAACAAUACAAGCAAAACACCAACAUACACGCACACACAUACACA
Molecule: messenger RNA, 5070 nt
Organism: Drosophila grimshawi
Lineage: Eukaryota; Metazoa; Arthropoda; Insecta; Diptera; Drosophilidae
Gene: RhoGAP1A
Product: active breakpoint cluster region-related protein
Exons: 14
Coding region: 335-4789 (1484 amino acids)
Biological process (GO): signal transduction; positive regulation of GTPase activity
Cellular component (GO): membrane
Molecular function (GO): guanyl-nucleotide exchange factor activity; GTPase activator activity
Source: RefSeq, a predicted model, not a curated record